Messenger RNA from Danio aesculapii, 26939 nucleotides. RefSeq names its product spectrin repeat containing, nuclear envelope 1a (gene syne1a). The record is from RefSeq and is a predicted model, not a curated record. Lineage: Eukaryota; Metazoa; Chordata; Actinopteri; Cypriniformes; Danionidae. Gene Ontology annotation, molecular function: protein binding. Bases 1 to 26265 code for a protein of 8754 amino acids. The transcript is spliced from 147 exons. Gene Ontology annotation, cellular component: membrane.
AUGGAAGUCAAGGGCAAAGUGGCAAGACGAUGGGAGGACGUGGCUGCCAAGAAGAAGUCUGGCACUUCCCUUAACUUAGUUCAAGGGGUUUCUCAGCACCUGCGUGAUGAUGAUUUAUGGGUGGUCUGCAUCUUUGACUGCAUGUUUGACAGAUACAGUUGGAAAUAUGACUAUGAACAGGAAGCUGUGCAGAAGAGAACUUUCACUAAAUGGAUCAACUCUCAUCUGGCAAAGCGUAAUCCUCCGUUGGUGGUCUCGGAUCUUUUUGAAGAUGUUAAAGAUGGAGUGAUGUUAUUGGCUCUCCUUGAAGUCUUGUCAGGUCACAAACUGCCGAGUGAGCAGGGCCGCAAGCUGAGGAGAAUCCACUGGGUCGCCAAUGUUGGAAGAGCGCUCAAGUUUCUGGAGGGCAGGAGGAUUAAGCUAGUUAACAUCAACACAACAGAUGUGGUAGAUGGCAGACCCUCUAUUGUGCUGGGGUUGAUAUGGACUAUCAUCUUAUAUUUCCAGAUCGAGGAGUUGACCAGUCAUUUACCAGCCCUACAACCUCAAUCCAGCAGCAACUCGUCAGUGGAAAGCUCCAACAGCACUGAGACCAGCAGCCCGCCAGUCAAACGCAAGCCCCGCCUUUCUUUUCAGGGUGGAGCCAAGAGGGCCCUUCUUAAAUGGGUCCAGAACACAGCAACAAAGAGAAUGGGUCUGGAUGUGAAGGACUUUGGCCCCAGCUGGCGCACAGGGGUGGCUUUUCAUGCUGUCAUCUUUGCUUUGCGACCCCAUCUGGUAAACAUGGAGCGUGUUUGGAGGAGAGCCAACAGGGAGAACCUAGAAGAGGCCUUCUCGUUGGCUGAGCGAGAGCUGGGCAUCCCACGUCUACUUGACCCCGAAGAUGUUGAUGUGGAUAAACCAGAUGAGAAGUCCAUCAUGACAUAUGUGGCACAGUUUCUGAAGCAUCAUCCAGACCGUCAACACAAAGAGACUGGACGGCAGCAAGAGGAGGUACUGAAGAUAUUUCUCAUCACCACAACUUUCAUUCAUUUGGUGGUUUUUAAAAAGGAGCAGAGGAAGACUCUGAGGGAGCUGAAAGCGUGGGCAGAUCAGAUGGAGAGAGACUGCGCUCAAGCCCAGAGGGAUGGAGGGAGUCUCACUGUGCGGUACCAGACAUUCAAGCGUUAUCGUGUGCAGUUUGAGAUGCAGAGAAGACAAGUGGAGACGUGCGUUCAGUCCACUCAGAAGGACGGAAAGCUGACUGCAGAUCAAGCUCUGGUCAAGCAGGCCUGGGAUAGACUGUCCAAGAGGCUCUUGGAUUGGCAUCUCCAGCUGGACAGCGGUUUGCCUCAUCCUCUGGGGGAGGUCGGUGUGUGGUUACAUCAGGCAGAGGAGAUCCUGCGAGAGGAGCUGAUCCCUCAGCAAGCCAACGAUGAGACUGCCAAAGCCAUUCACAAAAAACGACUGCGUGAUCAGGAGAUCUUAAGGCUUCUUGAAAGACAUAAACAGACCUUGCAGUUAAUACACAGAGACAGAUGUGUUAAUAGCAUGCCUAUUCCCACAGAACAACUGCAAGACAUGGCAGAGCGGUUAAACUACAUAUCUACCUCUUCACACAUUCAUUUGAGCAAACUGGAAUUCUGGGAGUCGAAAUACAGCAUGCUGGCAUUUUUAACACUUGCUGAGUCCAAACUGAAAUCCUGGAUCAUUAAAUAUGGCCGACUGGAGUCAAUGGAGCUUCUGCUACAAAGUUAUGGAACUUUUGUGGAGGGCCAGCAGUUCUUUGAGAAGUAUGAAUCUAGCCACCAGAUUCUGGUACAAGCUGCAGAGCUCUACAUCAAAGCAGACAGCUCAGUUGAGGGAGUGGUAAAGCUGUUCCUGCGAGAGGUGUGUGAUCAGUGGAGGAGUCUCUCGGUGGAGGUGCGGAGUGUAAGGUCCAUGUUGGAGGAGGUGCAGUGUAACUGGCUGAGGUACAACAGCUGCGUGGCCUCACUGCAGGCCUGGCUAGAGGACGCACAGGGGGCUCUUAGACAACCAGAGAAUACCAAACGGGAGUUUUUUCGCAAUCUUCCUCACUGGAUGGACCAGCAUGCUGCUAUGAACGAUGCAGGAAACUUUCUAAUUGAAACCUGUGAUGAAACAGUAACUCGUGAUGUGAAGCAUCAGCUUCUAUUGCUCAAUGGAAGAUGGAGAGAGCUGUUUCUUAAGGUCAAACAGUACGCUCGUCUUCCUGAGACCCAUAAUGUGAGAAUACACCAGGACAUACAAGAGUUUCUGGAGGCUUCUAUUAAUAAACUUACCUCACCACUUCAAGUGUCAUUGCUGGAUGUAAAAGCCUUUAUGCAGGAUGUUGAGGAGAUCAAGCACAAGCUGCCUGCUGUGGAAGCACAAUAUAAGGCGGCUGCUCGCUCUGCACAGCUUCUGGCCAAAGUUCAUGAUGGUGGAAAUAAAGCACGUUCUACAAUACCAACAACAGAAGCACAGCUCCAUCAGCUGAAGGAAAAGUGUCCUUUAACACUUAAGGAGUGCCAGGCACUAUUUCCUCUGUUAGAGGAGCUUGAGAAACAAAUCUCAGCUUUCUAUCAGACAGCAGAGGUCGCUGGACACAUUAUCACACAGCAACACAACCAGGAAAUGUGCCAGGAGCUACAAACUCAACAGCAGACCUGUAAGCGCUGUGUUUGUGCUAUUGAGCGCAGUUACCUGGCCCUACAGAGAGCGCUGUGCUGUGCCAAGUCUCUGCAUAACUUUGACACAUCUCUUCUGCAGAACAGAGUAACAGAGAUUCAGACCACUGCACAGGCUCUGAUGCAGGAGGCUUUGGAGUGGAGACAAGUGGCAGAAGCUAAUGGAAACCUUAUGCGGCGAUUUGAGGAGUCUCGUGCUGACCUUGAGAAAGCACUGCGUGUGGGACAGGCCUGUUUAAAAGAAAGAGGAGACCCAGAUGAGCUGUUCCGCAAACAUAAUGAGUUCUUUGGGCGACUAGACCAACACAUUUUAAGUGCUUAUUUAAAGGCGUGUGAUGACCUCACUGAUAUUAUCUCAGAGGAAGACCAAAAGAGUCUACGGGAGACUGUAAGGAGACUGCACAAGCAGUGGAAGGACAUUCAAGCCGAGGCUCCAUCUCAUCUGCUCAGACUCCGGGUGGAAACAGAGAGACGUUUUGUGAUGGCCACAUUACAGGACUGUAGAGUUGAGCUGAAAAGAGAGGACAAGGCCUUGCCUGCUGCUGGUAGUGAAAAAACUAUCAAAGAACACAGGGCAUAUUUCAGACAGAAAAACCCACUUUCAGCAUGUGAGAAGCGACUGAAGACAAUGAAACAUUUAUGUCAGGAACUUCCAGAGAACGACAGAGGUUAUCAAAUGCUGGAAGGGACCAAAGAUCAACUUUUAGAGGUCAAGGGUUUAGUAGACCAAACACACUUGAGACUACAACAGCACCCGGAUAAAUGGAGAGAGUGGCAUGUUAGGUUCAGUAAGCUGUCUGAAUGGCUUAUCUCGACACAGAAUGGGGCUGAAAACUCCUCAGUCCAGAUGCAGCGCAGGGCGAUAAAGGCUCAGAGUGAGACUCUGGACUGGCUCAAAGCUCGUCUCACUGUACUGGAGGAGAUAAGUCCUGAGAGUGAAGCUCAUAUGCAGAGAGCUGCUCUUGAGAAACUCUCACAGCAGUUUUCUGCAGCGCUGUUGUCUCUAUCUGAGGCUACUGGAGUGGCUAAUGAAGCGAGCGUAAAGUCUGAAGAGGAGCUGAAAGAGGAGGUAAAUGAUGAGGAGCUGAUUCAGACCCAAGAGCACAGACAAAUACUGAAUGCAGAGAGCGCCACUGAAGCCAAACAGCUGCUCCUCAUUCACCAGCAGAAUCUGAAGACCCAGCAAGCAAAAGAUACGGAUGUGAGAUGUCAAGGUAAUUUCUUUAAAGAAGACCGGACAGCUCAAGAGAAACACCUGCAGGUCACUGUGAGCUCGUGGCAGGAGUUUGAAGCAGAGAGAGAAGCCAUCUGGCAGUUUAUAUGCCAUGUUAGUCCUGUCCUACAGAGGGAGCUCGUCUUCAGCAGCCUAGACAACCUCAAGUCGGAAAGGAAUAAUAUUCAAGAGCUUCAUGAACAGGGCUACAUGUUUGCUGUUCGAGCUGAGUCCCUGGUGAAGAAGGCAGCAGAUAUUAAACUUGGUCCUCUGAAUCAGACUUUGCUACAGGAUCAGGCACAGAGCGCGAAAGAGAGGCUGCAGGAGAUGCAGGACACCCUCAGGAAAAUUGUGACAGAUCUGGAGAUGACACACAGAUGGUGGCAAAGUUUCAACCGAGAGUCUGAGGCAUUCUUCUCCUGGGUCUGUGAUAGUAAGAGCAAGCUUGAAGCAUCCGCCCAAACCUCCUCCAAAUUGGAUGAGCAGAUUCACUCUGUGCAGAUGUUGAAAGAGGGCUUAGAGGAGAAGAUGGACAUCUUUAGCCAAUUGGAGACAGAGUUCAAGACUUUCAUUAGCUUCAUCACGCCAAAUGAGACAGGGCGAAUUAAAGCACGUCUGAUGCAUAUCGGGAGAUACCAGGAGGAGUUUAAGAACAACAUGGAGCAACGAGAGACAGAACUUCAGUCUAGCUUGAGACAUACAAAACAAUUUGCACAAGAUCUCGCUGAGGUGGAAAGUUUGCUGAAAGGAUUACAGGAAAAACUGAACGUACCAAUUACUUCCUGUACAUCAGCCUCAAGAACUUACAAAACUCUCCAUGAACAUAUGGAUGCAGUGCAGCAUCUCCAGCAGCUCGGGCCCAGGCUUAUGUCUCUGAGUCUGGGAUGGAGAAGACUCCCUGAUGCUGGACGGCUGGAGGAAACCGUGGCUGAGCUGCAGAAAUCUCACAAACUACACACCCAGCAAGCCACUGAAAAACAAUCGAAACUGGAGAACCUGUUGACUCUUUGGCAAAGAUAUGAAAGAGAUCUCUCCCUUCUGCAGUCCUGGUCGAACAGAUGUGAAAGUCUGUGCAAUUCAGAUUCUCCUUAUUUGACCACAGAUCACGUGAAGCUGCACAGCCAGCUUCAGAUGCUGCAGGACAUGCAGUCAGAAGUUCCAUCUCAGGAGUCUUUGUUGGAAAGUUUAGAGACCCGGGCAGAGUCUCUGUACUCUUCAGCCACAGAAGAAAGAACCGCAGAGCUUAGAGAUCUUCAUUGUAACCUGGAGGAGAGGUGGUGUUCCCUCAGUACCAAUAUACCCCUCAGGAUUCAGGAACUUCAGUCCCAUCUUGCUCAGCUGGAGCAGUUUAGUGAGGUGUCUCUUGCUCUGACUCAGUGGAGUGAGAACUUCCUCCGGCACAUUCAAACCACCUGCAAAGUCAGCAUCUCUGAUCUACAGUCUGCUGACUCGAAAAUCAAGGAGGACAAGACGUCCCUUCAGACCCAGGGGAGAUCACUGGAAGCCUUACAGCCUCAUCUGGAUGCUCUCAGCCCAUCCUUAACCCCCAAAGACCUGCAGCAUCUCCAGACCAGAAAGGAGGACUGCAUUCAACUCUUCAAUGAAGCGCAGAGUUUAGUAGAGCAUCGAGAUCAAGCUCUACUCAAACUGAAAGACUUCUAUGAGUCUUAUAACAAAGCCAAAGACUCCCUGCAAACAAUUCAACAAGCGGUUGAGGAAAGAGGAAGUUGGGAUGACUCCAAAGUCAGGGAUAUCAAUCAGGAAUUGGCUGAUCUUGCUGAAGAGUUAGCAUCUUUGGAGGUGCAAGCCAUUAGCUUGGAUAUAAUCGUCAAUAAGGCCCACUUUCAUUUGCAGGGGUCAGAGGAGGAUAGAGUAUCUUGCAGAGGCCUGGUGGAUGACGUGGCCAUGAGCGUUCAGGUUCUUCAGAGGAGCAUCGGGACGAAGCAGAGUGAGGCAGAAGCACUGGCCUCCAUGUGGAGCUCCUUUAGGGGACGCAAGGAGCUGCUGAUCGAGAGUCUGGUGAAGCUGGAGGACAGAGCCAAUAUAUCGUGGCCAACAGAGACCAACACUCAGGCCUUUCAGCAGAGGUUAUGGUUGCUAAAGCAGUUGGAGGAAGAACUGGAGGCCCUACAGCACAGCCAGCUGUGGCUGAGAGAAAGAGGAGAACAGCUGGCCCUUAGAGACCCUGAGCUGGCAGAGGAGGCCCAGCGGGACAUAACCCUGGUCCAGUCCACUUGGGAGAGGAUUAGGAGGAUUGUUGCGGAGGACCAUGACCUCUGCGCAAACCUGCUGGAGCUCUGUAGGGACUACCAGACCCUGAAGACCAGGGUAAUUUCGGUGGUAGAGAGAGCUCAUGCCAUCACUGUGUCCCAGUCGGACCCACACAACCCUGAUGACAUCCGGAGAGCUCUGUCACGGCUGGAAGCGGUGAGGCCCGAGUUGGCGGCCACUAAGGAGGACCUGAAUAAGCUCAUUGGUUCGGGCAGAUGCCUCACGGAUGUACUGAAGAAGCUUCCGGAGGAGAGCGUUCAGAGGGAAAAUGUCAGCGCGGAGAUGGAUGCCAUUGUUGAUCAGUGGCUGGAUAUCUCGGAGAGAAUGGACGCAGACAUCAGUCUAUACACUCGCUCUCUGGAGCUGUGGAACGACAUUAAUAAAAUGGCGAAUGAGAUUGAGUGCUGGAGUGCGGUGUCUGUCAGUGAGCUCAGUGAAGGAUCUGUUGGCCUGCUCUCUAGUUUGGACAUGCAGGAGCGUCUCUCAGACUUCAAGCUGGAGCUGGAUAAUAAGGAGGAUGAGCUGAAAAUCUCGCAAGAGAAGAUGACAGAGCUGCAGGAGCUACUGAAAACCCAGCACACACACACUGAACUGCAGGUGAUGGCCGCAGAUCUGAGGAAGCAGAUUUCCCAUGCAGCAGAGGUGUAUGAACAGACCAGAGGCAUGUGUGAAGACUUCAGCUCCCAGAGGCAGCAGCUUCAAGACCUCAUUUCCCAGAUUUCAGAGCAGCUGAAGACCUCGGUGGACUCGCUGGCAGAGUUUUCAACAUCCUCUGACCCAGAGAAUUUUGCUAAGAUCAAGGAGGUUGAGAGGUCACAGAAGCAGCUGGAGGUCAGUCUGGAUCUUGCAGGUGAGUCUCUCAGAGCUCUGUGUAGGACAUACCCGACUCAACAGUUGACUCUGAUUGGUGAUGCAGUCACCAACCUUGUCAAGAGGAGUGAGGAAGUGACACAACGCUGCAGCCAGAUCCUGGGCUCACUUCAGGACGCUCUACUGCAGCACUUCAAUGAGAAAGCACAUGCUUUUCAUGACUGGCUCUCAGAGUUGAGAGCUGAAGCUGAAGUCUGCUUUGAACAAACAGGAGAUGCUGUUGCUAUUUUUGCCAAGCAAGAAAAGCUUAAGACUGUGUUGGAGGAGGUGGCAGAGGCCGAGGAGCGUUUGGCCUGUGUUUGUGUAGAUGGAGAGAGACUCUUGUUGCAUCUCAGUAAAGGUGGAACGGGAGGUGUACAGGAGCAGCUGGACUCCUGUCAGAAUGCUUUGGAUACAUUUGUUUUGGAGUGCAGACAGCGCUUACAGUCCCUGGAAGAAAGUGCCAGUCUGUUAAAUGCGUAUGAAGCGCGGGUGGUGGAGUUGAGCGACUGGCUGCAACAGCUGGAGGUGAGACUGAAGACAGAUGCUCCUCUGUGGGGUGAGAGUGAGCCUGCAGCCCCCGACUGCUCAGAGGAGCUGACGAGAGUGGAAGAAAUCCACCGAGAGCUGCUGAUGAGGAGAGCUUCUCUUGAACGUCUGUGUCAGUCCUCUGUCACCGUCAGAGAGAAAGAAUCAAGAGCAGAGAAUAGUGCCGCAGAAGAGAUGCUCUUGAACCAUGAGGCUCUGCUGCAGGAGGCUAGGACUCGUCUCCGCAGCCUGCAGGACUACCAGGCUUUUGAGGAGGCGCUGAAGGCAGUGGAAACUUGGCUGAAGGAUGUGGAGAUAAAGUUAGAGAAACUGGAGAGCACAGAGGGGAAUAAAAAGGAGGUGGAGGAGAAACUUGAGCAAGCUCAGGAUAUCCUGCUUAUGAAGGGAGAGGGCGAGGUAAAGCUCAACAUGGCGGCCGGGAAAGCAGAGCUGGUCAUCAAGACCAAUGGAGAAGUGGAGCGAGGAGUGAUCUGUUCAAAGCUUCAGGAAGCUGAAGACGCAUGGGCUGCACUUCUUUUGGGAGCUAUGAGUUGUCACAGCCGCUUGGAGUGGACCGUAAGUCAGUGGGAUUUGUUUGUGGAGUCUCGAGCACAGCUGCAGAGGUGGCUGGAGGGAGUCGGGCUGGAGGUUAAGGGUCCUCUUGAGCCUCAGCUUGGACUCCGAGAGAAGCGAAAGCAGUUGGAGAGACUGCGCUUGCUGUCAUCAGAUGUGGAGGACCACCAGGGAGCUCUGUGCUAUCUGGAGGAGAGUGCAGCCGAACUUUACAAGCGCACUGGUGACCCCGUCUUUAAGGAGGAAGAAAUGGUUCUCCUCAGGGCGCAUUUUGAGGAUGUCAAAGCUGCAGCAGAGGAGAGAGUCAGACUGUCUGAGGAUGUUGUCCACGAGCAUAAGAAGUACAUGGAAACAAUCAGGGAGCUCACUGAUUGGCUUAUGGUGGUAGGGGAGGAGCUUCAGCGGUGCUCUGACCCAUCUGGAGAUUGUCCCACCUUAAGUCGCAAGCUGACUGAUGUCCGGGAGCUGCUGGAGCGCGGCGCGUGCGAGGGUCGCGAGCGGCUGCGGCGCGUGCGGCUGAGCGCGGAGAGAGCCGGAAGGCACACGGCGGCGGCGGGCUGCGAGCUGAUGGAUGGAGAGGUGGCGGCUCUGGCUCGAGCGCUGCACCAGUGGGAGGGAGCUUCGCUACGAGCUCGCGACGCCCUCGAGACGGCCGUGGCGGCGGCGACAGGGGCCGAGCGUGAGCAGACGCGGCUGACAGCGCAGCUGGAGGGAGAAAUGGAGAAGCUGGAGGGCCAGCUGAAGGAGUGGAGCGACGGACUGAGCAGCGCCGAGCGGAGGAACAGCGGAGCCGCGGCGGUGGAGGGAUGGACGCUCGCCAAGGGUGUUCUGGAGGGGCUUCAGACAGCUGAAGUUAUGGAGGAGAAGCUGAAGGCGCAGCUCAAUGAACUGUGUGGGUUUUCCAGUGAUCUGGGUUCACAGUCGGACAGAGUCAGUGCUCUCAUCAAGCUACACAACAGCCUGAGUCUGCGAGCCUCCAGGGAGUGUCAGAAUAAGGAGAAACUGCUGGAACAACGCUUCCGCUCUUCUCUGCAUGACUUUCGGCAGUGGUUGGUCAAUGCCAACAUCUCCACCGCCAAAUGCUUCGACUCUCCUCAUAGCAUCCAGGACGCCUCUAUUGCUCUCCAAAGGAUCCAGGAGUUCAUGAGUGACAAGGAGCAGGGCCAGACCAGAUUAAGCGCUGUGCUGACGUAUGGAGAGCAGCUCAGUAGUGUGCUGGCUGCAGAGAGGGUGGAGGCCAUCAGGACCAAAGCAAACGCAGCCAAAGAUGACUGGAAGAGCCUGAUGGACAGCUUACAGAGAAGAGAGACAGCAUUACAGGUCUUACAGUCUCAGAUGCAGGACUUUGAGGCAAGCAUUGAACCUCUUCAAGACUGGCUGAACAGGACCGAGAUCAGUGUACAGGAGAGCAGCGCUCGUCUCCAUGACCUGCCUGCAAAAAGACUCGAGCUCUCCAAACUUCAGACGCUGCUGGAGGAGAUGCGCUCCAGAGAGUCAGAGCUGGCAGGGCUGAGAGGGCGAGCACAUGGGCUCUGGGAUGGUCAGGGUGCUGGGAAGAGCUUUGUGCAUCGAGUCUGUCAGCUGGCUGCCUGUUACUUGGCCCUGAGCAACUUGAUUAAGGAGAAGGUGUCAAGGGUAGAGCGAGUGGUUGGGGAACAUCAGCUUUUCUCGCAAGGCCUUCAGGAGCUUCAAAACUGGGUUUCAGAGUCCCAACAGGUCUUGAAAACAUGCAGAUGCCCCACAUCUGACAAGACUGUGCUCAUCACCAGAAUGGGCCAGCUUGAGGCUUUACUGACGGCUUGUCAGGGCAAAGAAAUCCAGCUGAAGAUGCUGAUCACCAGAGGAGAAUCUGUCCAGAGAAACACCUCAGCUGAGGGAGUACCAGUGGUUCGCAAACAGAUCCAGGACCUCAAAGACUCCUGGGAGUCGCUCUUAUCUACAUCUAUACAGUGCAAAAGCCAGCUGGAAGGAGCUUUGUCACACUGGACCAGCUACCAGGAGGACGUCAGUCAGUUUGAGUGCUGGAUGGUGCGAGUGGAAGAGAGUCUCGGAAACUCCGAUAAACACUACGCUGAAAUGAGAGACAAGACUGCCAAUCUUGGCCGUGCCAAGCUCCUCUAUGAGGAAGUUCUCAGUCACUCCAGUCCUUUAGAGACCAUCGCUACCAAGGGUUCCAACAUGACUGAACAUACAGCCACCCAACAGGAGAUCCAGAAACUCAGCGAGAGAUACACAACCAUCAAAGAUAAAGCCAAGGCUGCUGUCAGUAAGGCAGAAGAUUUGGUUUUGCUCCACCAAGAGUACCAGCGAGGCCUGCACAUGUUUGAAGACUGGCUUGAGCAGGAGCAGUGCAGUCUGGCCGUCCUCUCACCUCUGGAUGAAGACGUAAAUGCACUGGAGGACACUUUAAAAGAGCUGCAGAUGCUCCAAUCUCACUGCCCAAAGGGCCACAACUUGCUCAGCUCAGUUCUUGCCAGUCGUGAAAGAGUCAUUCCGUGGGGGGCUCCUCAAAUUGAGGAUCGGGCCCUGGAAACAGCAAAGACUGAAUGGCAGGGGUACCAGGACCGACUUGCUGAGACCAAAGUCCAAGUAGAGCAGGCCCUCGCAAGGGUUCAGCAGCUGGAAGGGUUAUUUCAAAGCUUAGACCAGUGGCUGGUGGACAUGGAGCUCAAAGUUAAAGUUAGGAGCCACCGUCGCUCUGAUGUCACCUCAAAAGAGACCCAGCUGCAGCAUCUGAAGCGGUGGCAAACUGAAGCUGCUCACCGUCAGGCUGAGGUUGAAGGUCUGAGUGCUCUUGCUCAGCAGGUUGUGGAAGACGCUCAUGUCAGUGGUCGGAUCAGUACCAGGGUUACUCAACUCACUGCCCGCUACCAUGCCCUGCUCCUGCAAAUACAGGAGACCCUCAAACAGCUCCAGGAAGAGAUGCAGAAAAUCACAGAGGCUCAAAAUGCUCUCAGGACCUUCUCUGAUUGGCUGAGCACAGCAAGCAAGAAUUUCAAAAUCAUUACCGAAAGGACUGAAGCUCUCGAUCGCAUUACGAUGGAAAAGAAGAUGAAGAGGCUUGAGUCUCUACAGGGGGAGAUGGAUCAAGGCCACAGCUUGCUAAAAACACUGAGAGAGAGUGCAGAGCUGGCCGUUUCCUUUUUGGAUGACCCUGGAGCUUCCAGACUGGAGAGGGAAGUGCAAACGGGCCGAUCGCAACUCGAGGAGCUUAUACUGGAGCUACGGGAAGAGCACGUGACACUGGAAAGGAGCAUUGUGCUCUAUAAAGACUUCCAAGAGCGCUACAAGGGCCAAAUGCAGUGGCUUAGAGAGACUCGAGCACUGCUCAGCUCUACUGUUGAACCCAAAGUAGAACUAUACCAGAGGAAAGCCCAGCUGGCCAAGUACAAGGCUGUGGAGCAGACACUGCUGUCCCGUGAUUCUGCAGUGAGCUUUGUGUUAGAGAAAGGAGAAACGCUGCUGACCCUCCUCCACUCCCCCUCCAUCACAGACAACAUGACUAGAUUACAGGCUGACUACCAAGAGCUGCGUGGCUCAGCGAGGACCCAUGUUCAGAGGUUGGAAGCCCAGGUGAAGAAACAGGAAGCUUAUCAUAAAGAUCUACAGGAAAUUGAGCGAUGGCUGUUGCAGAUGUCCAGCAGAAUGGUGACUCCUGAGCCAUCAUCAAGCGGUGGCCUGGAAGCUGCAACUCAGCAGUUAGCCAGACAUAAGGCUAUUAUGGAGGAGAUAGCUGGCUUUGAGGAGCGUUUGGCUACAUUAAAGGAAAAGGGAGAGGAGCUGUUGUCCGGCUGCAGUGAGCGCCUCCAGCCUCGGCUUCGCCAGCAAAUUCAGAACCACCAGCAGGGCGCAAAAGACAGCUACUCUGCCAUCUGCAGCACUGCCCAGCGUGUGUAUCAGAGUCUGGAUCGGGAAUUGCAGAAACAUGUAAGUCUGCGGGAUACUUUACAACAGUGUCAGACAUGGCUUUCGAAUGUACAAGAGGAGGUACAGCUUCCUGAACGUGCGCCACACUGCCUACAGGAGGCGCUAACACAGAUGAAGCAAGAUCGAACUCUACAGGAGCAGGCUAGUACCUAUUUGCAGCUAGUGUGCUCUACCUGUGAUCUUUCUGAUGAGAAGGUACAAGAGACAGCAGCUGAGAUACAGCAGGUCAAACUUCAGAUAGAGGAGAGGAUGCUGGAAUCUCAAGAAGUAACAGACAAUUGGAGAGAGAUCAAAGACUUGCGUUCCAACCUUGAAUGUCGUCUUCUUGAGGCUGAACAACUCCUUCAGAGCAUGUUAAGGAGGCCAGCUGAGCUAGAGCCAAAGGUUGCUCAGAACCAGUUGGACCAGGCUCAGGAUUUUAUCCAGGAGAUGCGAGCCAGGCAGGUUGAUCUGACCCAUCUGAGAGAGCGCAUUAAUAGGCUAACGGCUGGUCAGGAGUCCCCUGAGCUUAUGGAAGUUGGGCGCUUGCGCUGUUCUUGGCUGGAUUUGGGCAGACAGGCUGCACAGCUGCUAGAACAGAAAGAGGAGGAUCUGCAGAGGAGCGGGGACUAUCAUGACUGCAUUUGUAUGGUGGAGGAGUUGUUUGACCAGCUGUCCAAGAAAUGGGAUCAAUUGGCAAGGGGAGAUAUUGAGAGCACAGCCGAGUGCCUCGAUGCCUUAAAGAAGCUAUCCACUGACCUGCAGGAUCAAAGAUGUGUGCUUGAUGAUCUUAGAAAUAAUAGGCAUGGGAUCCUGCCUCGUCUGAGCUUAGAAGACAGAGACCUGGUUAAGGAGCAAGUGGGUUACCUAGAGCAACGCUGGACUCAGGUGGAAUCACUUGUCCAGCAGAAAAUCCAAGAUUCAGCUCAAACAUUGGAAGAGCUGAGUCAAAUUGAGGACCGUUUACGGGAGGCUCAAGAGUGGGCUGAGUUGCAGCAACCGUCCCUGUCGGAAGCUCUCAAAACCAGUCCCCCUCCAGAUUUGGCCCAAAGCUUUCUGUUUGACCACUUGAGCUUUUGUGCAGAACUGGAGGCCAAGCAGAAGCUUCUGGUAGAGGCCGUGACAGAUGCCAGCAGCCUUUCCUCUCGUCUAGGUCUCAAUGAAAGGAGGAAAUUGCAGACAUUGGUUGAGAAAGCACAAUUAGAAGUAGCAUCACUUGGAACCAAGGCAGCUCAGUAUCGUAAGAGCCUGAGUAAGGUGUUUACAGAAAGAACACAGUUCCUACAAGCCCUCGACAGAGCAGCUGAAUGGAUCAAGAAGCAAGAGCAGAGGGCACUUGCAGAUGAUCAUGUGGCGCUCCUACCAAAUGUACUUCACAAACAGGUGGCAGCUUGUAAGAAUUUUACCAGUAGCCUAAGAGCAUAUCAAGUGGAGCUCACAUCUCUUUGGGUCCAGGGACGGGACCUAGUGAAAGAUUCAACUGAGGAGGAGAAGAAGGAGACGCUUCAGAAGUUGGAGGAGCUGCAAGUUACCUUUGAGGCCUCCUUGCAGAAGAGCGCAGAGCAUCUACAUCAUCUGGAGAAAGCAUUAGUCAUCCGUAAAUACUUUCAAAUGGAUCUCGACAGGAUCUGCGAGUGGCUAAAACAAGCAGAGGAAGCCACAUUUCCAAUUAUUGACCUAAGUGGGAAUGAUUUGAACUUGCAGAAUCAGUUGACCCAGUACCAGCAGCUUCUUGAUCAUGCUUCAGAGUAUGAAAACCUUUUGCUUAUCGUUCAAAGGGCUGGACAAGAGAUUCUUCCUACCUUAAAUGAGGUGGACCACUGCUACCUAGAUGAGAAACUCAAUGGCCUUCCGCAGCAGUACAAUGACAUGCUGUUGUUGAUCAGAGAGAAGCGUGACCGGAUCCAACAAGUGCUUUUGGAGCGCAGGGAGUUCGAGUCUCUCAUAGAUAUCACACGAAAAGCUUUGAAGGAACUACAGGAGAAGAGUGAUGGUUUAGAGAUGCAGUCAGCUAACCAAAGUCUUGAAGAGGGAGAAAGAUUGCACAGAAGUUAUGAAGAUCUCCUGAAAGGUCUUGGAAAUCUGUUUCAGGCAAUGAAAGAUCUUAGGUGUAAAACUCAGGAUUUUCUCAGCAUGGGUCAGCCAUAUGCUCCUGAAGUCACUGGCCAGCUAGUUUCCCUCCACAGCAGUCUUAACAAGCAGAUUGAGUGUAAGAUGAAAGUAUUACGGAAAACAUUAAAAGUAUUAAAUGACCACAGAGCAGCUAUUGAGAAAAUGGACUGUAACAUCACUAGAUUAAAGGAGCAACUUGACAAACUUGACUCAGAUAUGGAGGCAGAUGCCAUGGAGAGAUUAUCUACACUAUACGACCUCUCAAAAUGCCUUGAAGAGCUCACUUCCUAUCCAGAAGGUCUCAAAGCACAAAACGAUGACCUCAAUCAGCACUUUGACUUAGAGACCCUUAAGACUCAGGUUAUCUUCAGAGAGGAACAGCUUAUUACAUUAAAGCAAAGGAUUAAUAAACACAGAGAAAAAUGUGAGAGAGAUUUAAAAGGAUGUAAGGAUUUUCAAACUGAAGUAUUCUUAGACUGGCUCAAAAGUCUGAGGGAUCAAUUAAGAUGCCCAUUAAUGUUUGAAGAAGCAAACGAUGAGAUUGUACAGCAGGAGGCCAGCUCACUGUCUGCACUUCAAGAAGAAAUGAAAUCAAGGUUUAGAGUAUUAGAAGAUAUAACUAAUGAAGAGAAACGGAAGUACAUUCAUGACCAAAAGCCUUUUCCAAAGCUCUUUGAAACCACUUUAAUGGACAUUCCAAAGCUGAAGGAGGAUCUUCAACAAGCUUUCAACGCCAAACAGGUGGCCUUGCAGUCUGCUCUGUCCCUGUUCCAGAGAUACCACCAUUCCUUACAAUCCGUCCAGCAGUGGUUUGAGGAUGCUGGUGCUCUACUUGAGCAGGUCCCACUUGAGCCAGACCUGGAGAAGAUUUCAGACGACCUCAAGGACUUAGAAAAUGCGACAGGCAGAGAACAUACUGUCAGGCUUGUGAUAGAUGAAAUGCAAGAUCUGAUCCCUCAAAUGGGUGACUAUUUGAGCCCAACUGUAAUGAAACACAUCCUUCAACAUUGUGAGGAGUCUCAUCACAAAGCCACAGAGGUCUUUGAGCAGUUAAAACAACAUCAAGACAGCCUACAACGAAGCAUAACUCAGUGGAGAUCCUUCCAGGAUGAAACAGAUGAAGUUAUCAGGCAGAUGAAUGACAUUGAGAAGAGGAUGAAGGAGUUGACAACUGCCAAAGCAAACUCCGAACAAGAAGCUGAAGACAAUCUGCACUUAUACCAGAGAAUAAUGCCACAAGUUCAGGGUCUUGAAGAUGCACUAAAUGGCCUGAAAGAAAAAGCAGCACAGUUUGAUCAGCCAGCUAUAAAAGAUGUUACUUCCCAGUCAGUCCGUUCAGUAAGCCAUCGGUGGUCUCGGUUGAACAGUGUUGCUAGAGCUCAGGUGAAAGCCCUCCAGGACUCUGCACAUGACUGGAGAUGCAUCAGGGAGAAGCUGGACAAAAUGCGAGCUGUGUGUGAAGAUCUGCACAGUAGGGUUCCAGACAGCAUGGUGGAAAAGGCCUCUAGUAUGGCAGCUCUGCACAGCCUUCUGGAGUACCACGACUCCUUCAGUCGAGAGGUGGAGAGAGAGAGCAGUGCCCUGACCUUGCUGAGACACCACAUGCUCAACCUGUUUCUCCAUCCUCACACCACUGCACCCACCAUACCCAACAUACUCAACCCAGAGAAACCCAGUCUGCUGGAGAUCCAGAGCAUUCAGGAGAAAUAUGACAUUCUGUUGCAGCAGGUGUGUGCUAGCAGACAGCAGGUGCAGGUGGAGCUGCUGGAGAGAGAGGAAGUGGUGAAAGAGCUGGGCCUGCUGAAAGGGUGGAUCCAGGACACCCAGGGGCUGCUUCUGAGCCCUACUGCAGACCUGGAUAACCUGCUUACUGACCUGGAGGCGGCUCAUGGAGGCAUGCAAUCUCACCGCCAGAACCUUGAGCAAAUUGUAGAUCGUCAGCAGAUGAAAUACCAGGACCUCCACACUAUCCUUCCUUCUGAGAUCAACACCCAGCUCGCAGAGGUCACACUGGCUUUGAGUUCUGCAGAAGAUCAGGUGCAGGCACGGGAAAGAGAGGUCCAACACAGCAGAAACAUCAAAGAAGACUUUAACUCCAGACUUCAGGAUAUGUCAAAGAAAGUCAAACUCAUCUCUCUGAAACUAAAACAGAAGGCUGUGGAUGUUGAGGAGGCUAAAGAGGAGACGGAGACUCUGUUUGAGGAGCUGGAGGAGUGUGCUCGGGCUCUUUCUGAACUAGAAGUGGCAGUGCAGGAGUUUGGUGAGCAGAAUCCUCUCUUAGCCAAACAGCUCAGCUUCAGCCUGAGUAAACUGACUGAGCUUCAUGCGCAGACCAGCAGACUGGCAGAGGGAAGAACCACAAGCCUUCAGAAGGCCGAGAGGAACUUUGAAGAAUUUAAUGAAAUGCUAACAUUAACACUCAACUGGACAGAAAAAGCAGAGACUGUGGUCUCCACAAACAUGAUGUGGAGUCCAUCAUCCCAAAUGCAGGAACAAAUCAGGACCCAUCAGGCCUUAUUGCAAGAGUGGCAAGACCUCCAAGGAGAGUUUGAAGGUCUGGUGGAGAGGGUGGCACUGCUGGGAGAGGUGGUGCAGACGGAGACGCUCCACCAGCAGGUGUCAGAACUGAGCAGACAUGCUGAAGAGCUCCAGCAGGGUGCCAAAACAAGACUCCUGACAUUACAGGAUGCUGCCAAGGACCUGGCAAGACUGGAGAAUGAUGUGAAGAGUCUUCAUCAGUCUAUAGAGCGAGUGCAGGAGACUCUGGCUUCUCCUGAUCUGGCUCGCCUCAGCCUCAGAGAACAGCUGGCUCAGAGACAGCUCCUGUUGUCAGAGAUGGAGGGUCUGAAGCAGCAGGUUCAGGCUAUGCAGAUGUGUCAGAGCGCCCUCCGCCUGCCAGAGGACGUGAUGGCAGCUUUACCGCUCUGUGUUACAGCACAGAGUCUACAACAUGAGAGCAGUCAACUCCAACACAACACCAUUCAACAGUGCAAUAUACUACAGGAGGCCCUGGUGCAGUAUGAGCAGUACGAACAGGAAGUCAAGAAUCUACAGAGACUCAUUGAAGAGGCACACCGUGUUAUUCAGGACCGCCCUGUUGCCACAGGAAACAUACAGGAGCUUCAGACACAGAUACAACAUCAUGAGGAACUGGCCCUGAAGAUAAAAGGCUACCAGGAGCAGAUCUCAGCCUUGAACUCCAAGUGCAAGAUGCUGACUGUGAAAGCCAAGCACGCUACUAUGCUGCUGACGGUCAGCGAGGUGGACGGCCUCUCCGACGGGUUAGAGGAGCUGGAGGAUGAGGAGGACGAGAUGCCCAAACAUCCACCAACACACCCCUCUGUUGUCAUGAUGACGGCAGGCCGUUGUCACACUCUCCUCUCCCCGGUCACAGAGGAGUCUGGUGAAGAGGGCACCAACAGCGAGGUCUCCUCUCCACCCGCCUGCAGAUCACCCUCACCUGGGCCUAACGCUGACUCCUCUCAGGGUUCAGGACGAGCUCCUUUAAGUAGAGCUCCAUUACAGGAGCUUUAUGACCCUUCCAUGGAGUCGGCGGCCUCAGCUAACCUGGAUGACCUACAGCGCUCAUGGGAGACUCUGAAGAAUGUGAUCAGCGAGAAGCAGAAGAGCCUGUAUGAAGCACUGGAGAGGCAGCAGCACUAUCAGGAGACCCUGCAGUCCAUUUCCACAAAGAUGGAGUCCAUUGAGACUGCACUAAACGAAGGCUUAGAGCCAAGCAAGAGUCCUGAGAGCCAGAUGGCCGCCCACCAGGCUCUGAUGGAUGAGAUCCUAAUGCUCCAGGAUGAGAUCAGUGCACUGCAAGCCUGCUUCUCCCAGGAGCUGCAGUUGGAUGAGGACAGUUUGGAGGCAGAUUCUGGAGACCAGCUGGCCCUGCAGUCAACGCUCACUGUCCUGGGAGAGCGCAUGGCCACUAUCCACAUGAAGGCCUCCGGAAAGCGCCAACUUCUGGAGGAGCGACUGAAUGAGCAGUUAGAAGAACAGAGGCAGGAGCAAGCACUGCAGCGAUACCACAGUGAAGCAGAGGAGCUGGACAACUGGCUGCUCAGCACACGAGCCACACUGAGCUCCACCUUACAACCACACCCACAGGACAUGGACAUGGAGGAGCAGCUCAUCGACUGCCAGAACAUGUUAUUGGAGAUCGAGCAGAAGGUGUUGUGUCUGUCUGAGCUGUCCGUGCACAGUGAGAGUUUGCUGUUGGAGGGCAAGGCUGGCACACGGGGUGAUGCCGAGCAGCUCUCCCUCAAACUACACAGCCUCAAAUCCAGCCUGCUGGAGCUACAGCGCAUCCUCCAAGACAAACAGACACACAUCCAGGGCUCACUUCAGGAGCAGGACGACACUGAGUCAGACUCGUCUUUGUCUCAGAGCCCCAAUAUGAUGGACUGGCUCAGUCAGGCUCGAUCCACACGCAACCAGCAGCAUCAGGACACAGUGCAAAGACAGAGGGAAUUAGAGGAGCAGCUUAGCGAACAGAAGAAGUUGCUGCAGUCUGUAGCUUCUAGAGGAGAGGAGAUUCUCUCACAGAGAACAACACCUAAUGGAGAAAAUUCUCCUGCAGAACAUUUUGAAGUGGAUGAUGGCCAGUGGCCUGCCUGCAUGAGCACAAAAGAUCAGAUGAGAGUCAGAUGGGAGAACCUGAGCAAAGACCUAAAAAACAAACUACAGCUGUCACUGAACACAAUGGAGCAGACGCCAUGUAACACGCUUUACCAGCCAGUGUCCAGCCCUUGUGGAGUUUUCAGAGGUGAACAACUGAGCCAGGAUAUCCCAUCACCCCGAAGUCUGUUUGAAGGAUUCAGCCAAGACCUGGAAGACUUGCCUCAGACAGGGGGCGCUGACAGUAAGCGGUCUCGUGAUCUGGAGAAGGCUCUCUAUGAGGCGGUGUCAUCAGCUUCCACUUGGCUGGACAAUGCUGAGAAUGAGCUUGUAUCUGGCCCAGUAUUACUAUCUGACGACUCAGAGGCUCAUCUAGUCCACUUAGAGGGUUUGAAUAAGGAGGUAAAGAAUGUCAACGAGGAGGUUUGUAAAUGUCGGGAUGUGCUUGGAGGAAGAGAGCGGCUAUGGGUUGAAGGUAGAGAGAGUGAUGUGGUUGAGGAGGUGUUUGAUGGUUUGGAGGGGAGACUGAAGCUGUUGGACACAGUGUUGGAACAGCAAUGCGAUGGCAUGAAAGACAAGCUGCAGGAACUCACUGUUUUCCAGACUGAGUUAAGGCUGUUGCUGACUGCACUCAGUGAUUCGAAGUAUCAGCUUUUGCAGAAAAUGAAUGCAGCUAUGGAUCGGCCCGCCUCGAAACAGCUGGAGAUUUUAGCCGAAGCAGAGGAUAGUCUGAGGGAAUUUGAACAGAAGGUUUCCGAGAUGAGGAGCAGAGGAGAGACACUGCAGCCCAAUCAGAUCUGCACCCAAGAGCUGCUGAAACUGCAGGAUGCUUAUGAAGAGCUGGUGGAGAUGGUGGGCUCCAAGCGGAGUGGGCUGAACCAGAGUUUAGUUCUAAAGGCUCAGUAUGAGAGAGCUUUACAAGACCUGGUGGAUCUGGUUGACACUGCUCAGGACAAAAUGGCUGCUGAUCAAAAGAUGAAAGUGGGAUCAGUGAUUGAGGUUCAGAUCCUCCUAGACAAACACAAGGAGUUUUUCCAGGGGCUAGAAACACAUGUGGUCUUGACACAGGCCUUUUUCAGGCAGAUCAGUGGGUUAGUGGUUCAGCGAGAGGUCCAGAGCUUAGAGGAGACUGUGGCUCAGGCACAAGCUGUACUUAAACAGGCCCACAAACGAGGAGUGGAACUGGAGGGCAUCCUGGAGUGGUGGAGCAGGUUGGUGGGUGACUAUCAGGCGCUGUACAGACAGCUGGAGACAGUGGAAAGCAGCAUCCCAAGUGUAGGCCUGGUGGAGGAGACUGAGGAUAGACUGAGUGAUAGAAUCGCUCUUUACCAGCGUCUAAAGGCCAGUCUUUCUGAGCGGCAGCAGCAGUUGUAUAAGUUGUUGGAGGAUGGGAAGAGGCUGGUUUUACAUGUUUCCUGCUCAGAGCUGGAAUCUCAGCUUACUCAGCUUGGGGACCACUGGCUCAGCACCACCACCAAGAUCAACAAAGAGCUACACCGCCUGGACUCUACCCUCAAACACUGGAUCAGGUAUCAGAGUGAAUCAGCUGAGCUUAGCCAAUGGCUGAGUUCAGCUCUUGACCGUCUGGAGUUCUGGAGUACUCAGUCUGUUACAGUGCCUCAAGAGCUGGAGACCGUGAGAGAUCAUCUUCACGCCUUCCUUGAAUUCUCCAAAGAGGUAGAUGCUAAGUCUUCUUUGCGAGCAUCAGUUCAAAGUCAAGGAAAUCAGCUGCUCCGGUUGAAGAAAGUGGACACUGCAGCACUCAGGGCAAAUCUGGCCAAGGUGGACACUCAAUGGGCUGAUCUUCUCACUCGUAUCCCUGUGGUCCAGGAGAAACUACACCAGCUGCAGAUGGAGAAGCUGCCAUCCCGCCAUGCAAUAACUGAGCUAAUGAGCUGGAUAUCCCUCAUGGAGAAUGUUAUCCAAGAGGACCAGCAAAAGAUCAUGGGGGCUGUGGGCUCUGAGGUUGUGCAAAUGUACCUUCAAAAAUACAAGGGUUUUCGGAUUGACCUGUCUUGUAAGCAGCUGACAGUGGACUUUGUGAAUCAGUCAGUUCUACAAAUCAGCAGUCAGGAUGUGGAGGGAAAACGCAGUGACAAAACAGACUUCGCUGAGCGUCUUGGUGCCAUGAACCGCCGCUGGCAGAUAUUGCAGGGACUUGUUACAGAGAAGAUUCAGGUUUUGGAGGGUCUGCUUGAAAGCUGGUUGGAAUAUGAGAAUGUGGUUCAGACCUUGAAGACCUGGUUUAACGCACAGGAAGAGAAAGUAAAAAAGAAGCACAGGAUUGAGGAUGUUUCCUCUGCUCAGAAUGCACUGAAAGACUGUCAGGAAAUGGAAGUGUUGGUGAAGGAGAAAGAGAAGGAGCUGGAGAAGGCUGAAGAAAAAGGAUGCUUACUAAUUCAGGAUAAGAAGGGGGAUGCUGGCUCUUUUAUAAUGGCCACUCUCAAAAGCCUAAACCAGUCUUGGGCCAAUCUGGAUCACAUGAUCGGGCAGCAGACGGUCAGUCUUCGGUCAGUGCUGGAGCAGUGGAGUCUGUAUAAACAGGCAUAUGAGGAGAUUCAGGGCUACCUGAUGGAGGGGCGUUACACUAUCUCUUGUCUGCGUCUUCUCACCGGCUCCCCUGAAGCUGUGCAGGUUCAAGUGGAGAAUCUUGAGAGUUUGCAAGAUGAGCUGGAGAAACAGGAGAGCAGUUUAAGAAAGCUGGGCUCCAUAACACAGCAGCUGCUUAAAGACUGUCAUCAAUCAGUGAGCAAUUCACUUAACACAGCACUGGGGGAUGUCAAUCUCAGGUGGAACACGCUGCUUGAGCAGAUCUCAGAUCAGCUGAGGAGAAGCAAGAACCUUCUUCAGCUGUGGCAACAUUACAAAGCACUUCAUGCUCAGUGCAGCACUGACACCCAGAAACUAGAGGAACAGGUGGAGCAUCUGCUCAAGAGUGCCACCCACAGGGACAUCACACAACAAGAAGUCAAGGGUCUUAUGGUGACAGAGGGAUCAGUAGAGUCUGUCCUGCAACAGCUGGAUGAGUUUUCAGAGCAGCUGAGACAACAAGUGGACCCUUCUGCAAUGACAACCUUCCACACAGAGCACCUGUCCCUCACUCAGCGAUUAGCAGCAGUUGGACAUGCCCUGCAAAGACAGCAGUCUUUCAUAGAGGUGAGUUCAAUGGACUAUGAGAAGUUUAGUAAGGAGUUAAAUUCUCUGAGCUGCUGGGCAGAAGAAGCUGAAAAGGUUCUCAAGGAACAAGACCCGGUCGGAUCUCCAGAAAUCUCAUCUGUGCAGGAACACAUGGACAAACUUAAGACUCAAAUGUUGAAGCUGAGCAGUCUUUCUCCUGAUCUGGAGCGUCUGAAUGAGUUGGGUUAUCAACUUCCCCUCAACGAUAAUGAAAUCAAGCGCCUGCAGAACCUAAACAGAAGCUGGUCCUCUAACUCUGCUCGCACAAUAGAGAGAUUCAGUAAACUUCAAGCCCUGGUUCUACAAAGACAGACUUUCUUGGAGAAGUGUGAUGCCUGGAUGAGCUUCCUCACACAGACAGAGGAGAAACUGGCGGCUGAGAUCUCAGGGAAUUACCAAAGCCUGCUGGACCAGCAGAGAGAGCAUGAGCUAUUCCAAGCAGAAAUGUUCAGUCGUCAGCAGAUUCUGAACUCUAUCAUCAAUGAUGGACAUGAGCUGCUGAAUCAGGGACAAGUGAAAGACAGGGAUGACUUUGGCCUGAAACUGGCACUGCUUAGUAACCAGUGGCAAGGUGUGGUGAGAAGAGCCCAGCAGAGACGGGGUAUUAUUGACAGUCUGGUUCGGCAGUGGCAGCGCUACACAGAGCUGAUAGAGAAACUGCGACACUGGCUGCAUGAAGUCUCAUUGGAGCCUGAAGACCAGCAGCAGGGAGCAACAGUAGCAUUGCAGCAGAUCCGUGGAAUGCUAGACCGCAUACAGCUGAAGGAGCGUGUGCUUCAGAGGCAGCAGGGCAGCUACAUCCUCACAGUGGAGGCUGGCAGACAGCUCCUCCUGUGGGCUGACGCCCGAGCAGAGGCAUCGCUUCACACUGAGCUCACAGACGUCCAGGAGCGCUGGAGGGCCAUCAACAUCCGCCUCGAUGAGAGGAAGAAAGAGCUGCUCUCUCUGUUAAGGGACUGGGAUCAGUGUGAGAAAGGAAUCGCUGCAUCACACGAAAAGCUGAGAGACUUUAAGCAGAAGCUCUCGGUGCCUUUACCCGAUCACCAUGAGGAGCUGCACACUGAACAGAUUCGCUGCAAGGAAUUAGAGGGCAGUAUUGAAGGCUGGGCUGAUGAUGUAGCCGGUCUGUGUAUUUUGAGGGAGUCUCUCUCCAGCGGCCUCAGUGCUGAUGACCUCACAGUGCUGCAUGAGCGUCUGAUUUUACUCCAGAGACAGUGGGAGGAGACCUGUCAUCAGCUGUGUCUGCGCCGGCAGCAGGUGAGCGAGAGGCUGAACGAAUGGGCCGUGUUCAAUGAGAAGAACAAAGAGCUGUGUGAGUGGCUGACUCACAUGGAGAGCAAGGUCUCACAGAACGGCGACGUCAGCAUCGAGGAGAUGAUUGAGAAGCUCACAAAGGACUGUCAGGAAGAGAUCUCGGUGGUUGAGGAGAGCAAGUGUCAGCUGGAGCAGAUGGGGGAGAGACUGGCUCAGGCCAGCCAUGAAAGCAAAGCUGCAGAAAUCCAGUACAAACUCUGCAAAGUCAAUGAGCGCUGGCAGCAUCUGCUCGACCUCAUAGCAGCUAGGGUGAAGAAGUUGAGGGAGACGCUGGUGGCCGUACAGCAGCUGGAUAAGAACAUGAGCAGUCUGCGCUCCUGGCUGGCUCACAUCGAAACUGAACUCUCACGACCCAUCGUCUACGAAACCUGCGACUCACACGAGAUCCAGAGAAAACUCAACCAGCAACAGGAUCUGCAGCGUGACAUUGAGAAGCACAGCACCGGUGUGGCGUCAGUGUUGAACCUGUGUGAGGUGCUGCUGCAUGACUGUGACGCAUGUGCCACUGAGACUGAGUGUGAGUCCAUUCAGCAGGCCACGCGCGGCCUGGACCGCCGCUGGAGGAACAUCUGUGCUAUUGCUAUGGAGAGGAGACUCAAGAUUGAGGAGACAUGGAGGUUGUGGCAGAAGUUUCUGGAUGAUUACUCUCGUUUUGAAGAGUGGCUAAAAGUGUCAGAGAGGACAGCAGCUCUGCCGAACUCCUCUGGAGUGCUGUACAUCGUGGCUAAAGAGGAGCUCAAGAAGUUUGAGGCAUUUCAGAGACAGGUGCAGGAAUUUCUGACCCAGCUGGAGUUGAUCAAUAAGCAGUAUCGAAGACUGGCACGUGAGAACCGCACAGACUCAUCUUGCCAUCUGCGACAAAUGGUACAUGAUGGAAACCGACGCUGGGAUAUACUUCAGAGGAGAGUAGCUGCUAUUUUGCGCAGACUUAAGCAUUUCAUUGGUCAGCGAGAGGAGUUUGAGACAGCCAGAGAUGUUAUUCUGGUAUGGCUGACUGAGAUGGACCUGCAGCUCACCAACAUCGAGCAUUUCUCAGAGUGUGACGUUCAGGCCAAGAUCAAACAGCUAAAGGCAUUUAAGCAGGAGAUCAGUCUGAACAAUACGAAGGUGGAGAGUGUGUUUGGGCAGGGGGAGGUGCUGAUGGAGAAGACCGAGCCUUUGGAUGCUGCUGUCAUUGAGGAGGAGCUGGAUGAGCUGCAGAGAUACUGUAGAGAGGUGUUCGGUCGGGUGGAUCGCUACUACAGGAAACUCACGCGCCUACCGCUAACAGAUGAUGAGUGUGAAGGCUCAGAUCGUGAAUUCGAGUCAGAUGACCUCUCAGACCUUCAGUGGGGCGAGGAUGGUGUCAUACAGCAGGCAUCCGGCAGACCACCUUCAGCUUCCAAUGCUCCUGCUCGCACAAAUGGUUCAGGACGAGACACCCCUGCCAGCGUAGACUCCAUCCCGCUGGAAUGGGACCACGAUUAUGACCUGGAGCCCAUGAGCCACACCAUGUCUGCAGAGCGGGGCAGACAGAAAGAUGAGGAUGAGGAUUUGCUGUGUAUGGCCACUGCCGCACUUACUGAUGUAGUGAUUCCUGAGAGCCCUGAGGCUUAUAUAAAACUAACAGAAAACACUUUGAGGUCCUCUUCUGGAGAGGCAGUUCGGCUGUUAGAUACUAUGCUGGACAGCAGCCGCUAUAGCCUACAGCAGACUGACAGCUCUAUGGAUGCUCAUGACACCUCUUAUAUGGGCUAUAUGCGUCUAAUGGACGACUGUCGUGGCAGUCUGAACAUGGUCAAGAGGGUUGAGGGAGAGCUGGAGGAGGACGAGGAGAACCUCUCAGGCCUGAGCAACCCUGAUAACACAGAGACACAGAGCACAGGUGUGAUCGAGCGCUGGGAACUGAUCCAGGCUCAGUCUGGAGAUUUAGAGCACAGACAGACUGAAGACCUGCUGCUGUGGCAACAGAUAACCUCUGACCUAGAGGACAUGGAGGCGUGGCUUGGAGAGGCAGAGGCGGAGUUAGCAGAGCUGAGGGGGAGAGACCUCAGUGCAGACAUACACACUAUUGAGCAAAGAAUUCGAAAACUCAAGGACUUACAGAAGGCCAUGGAUUCCCAUAAGUCUAAAGUACUGUCCAUCAACUUAAAUAGUGUUACUCUUGUCCAGUCAGACUCAGACGAGAGUAAGGUUCUGAAGGCCAAACUGAAAGAGAUGAACUCACGCUGGGAUCAACUGGGCAAAUCACUGAAGAACUGGAGAACAGCACUGCAGGAUGCGCUGAUGCAGUGUCAGGAGUUCCAUGAGUUGAGUCACGGUCUUCUUCUCUGGCUGGAAAACAUUGACCGGCGGAGGAAUGAGAUCAUCCCAUUUGCAUCAGGGCUCGAUCGACAUACACUACGAGCUCAUCACAGAGCCCUAAAGCAAAUCCAGCGUGAGCUGACGGAGACAGAGCAGAAAGUGGAUGGUCUGCAGGAGCUCUCAGGUCAGCUGCUGGUACAGGCUCAUGGCAGCGAGUGUCUGGAGGCCCAGGAGAGAGUGCACGUCAUCGCUAACCGCCUGCGUCUGCUCCUGAAGGCUGUAGAAACAGAUCUGGAGACGCUGGAAAAAGAGCUCCAGGCCUCAGGGAACAGACAGGAUGCGUCCCUCUGGUCCGUAAAGGAUGAGACAGAAACUUCUGGAUCGGUCAGUCCUGUUUCAGAGGUCAGCGUUUCCACUAAACGACAAUCGCUACGAGGCAAAUGUAGUGUGUCAGAUCCAGGAUCCUCAUCCAGGCUUCGCCGUCACAGGUUGGCCAGAGGUUCUGGCUGCGCUUCGUCUCGCUCUGGUUCCUCCGGGUCACAAGGUGGCGCUGCUGUGGUUCGCUGCCAGCCCUUCCUGCUGCGAGUGCUCCGGGCGGCUCUGCCACUGCAGCUCCUCCUGCUGCUCAUAGUGGGUCUGACCUGUCUGGUUCCCAUGACUGAGCAAGACUACAGCUGUACCCUCGCAAACAACUUCGCUCGCUCUUUUCAUCCCAUGCUGCGCUACACCAAUGGCCCACCUCCUGUAUGAGACUUUACCGACUGAUGCUUUCAUACGUCCCGUAAUAUACUGCAGGACACAGAAUGUGUUUCUGUCCACAUGUCCAGGAACACGUGUUCCUGUUCCUGUACAGUUACUGCUGCUAAUUUCAUUUUUCACUAAAUGCGUACUAUUGAACCCAUUGCAAUGUAGACUAGUGUUGGACAGUCGAUCUGGUAAAGCUCUUCUGUACAAAGAAAUGGAAGAGAAAUAAAUCCUAUAUUAUGUAUUUAAUAGCACUGACAUACGCAUAAGGUACUGCACUUAUACCGUCCAAAAAAUGGCCAAAAUUAUUUGCUUAGACUAAGAAAAGUGUUUAUUUUUUAUUUUUUUAUUAUUUAAAAUUGUAGAAAAAAUAUUUUCAUUAUUAUUAUUAUUAUUAUUAUUAUUAUUUAAAUAAGAUUUUUGCAUGGCAAUUCAAAUGUUAUUUUUGUUUUAUGGCAUGGAGUUCACUUUUUUUUAAAUCCCAAAAUGUAAAACAGUCACUGAUGUAGCUCCAUGAGAGACGCGUGCUUUUAUUACUGAUAUCUAAUUAUUGUAUCCUAAUUUGUGUGUUAUGACAAUGACAAUGUGACAAAAACAUUAAUUAUGAUUACAGCGUUUAUGCCUAUUUAUGUAUGUACAGUUUGCUAAUGCUGAUAAUAAAGACACAUCUUUUCAUUUAA